Molecule: messenger RNA, 10273 nt
Organism: Diorhabda carinulata
Lineage: Eukaryota; Metazoa; Arthropoda; Insecta; Coleoptera; Chrysomelidae
Product: polypeptide N-acetylgalactosaminyltransferase 2-like
Exons: 10
Coding region: 160-1866 (568 amino acids)
Cellular component (GO): Golgi apparatus
Source: RefSeq, a predicted model, not a curated record
AGUAAUGCGGUGCAGGCCGUGGCGAUUGUAACAAGUCGGCCGGACGCGAGGCUGUCUCUGGCUCAAUACCUCGAUUAGUUUUCAAUGCUUCCGACGUUUUUCAAUGAAAAACUUAGUUAUUUUAAGUGUUGAGUGAUUUAAAAUUGUAAAUCUUUUGAAAUGCGCCGAAAUGUCAAAGUGCUUAUCGUUUUAUCCGCCGCCUGGUUAUUUGUUGUUGUAUUUUAUCUACAAAAUAAUAGAGAACUUAAGGGUGAAAAUAAGGCCUUGAGGCUGAAAGAGGGCCUGACGAUGUCGUCGUAUAUCCAACAAGAAGACAACGCCAUUGGUCCAGGUGUACCGAUGGCGCUUCAAAGUUUGGAAACAACCGACGGUCGAUUGGCAUGGAACUAUUUCGACGAAAGCGCUUACGUUUCCAAAGGUCGGCUACGUAAAGGCGAAGACCCGUAUGGUAGAAACAAAUUUAAUCAACAAGCCAGUGAUAAUUUAUCGAGUAAUAGAGAAGUACCAGAUACUCGGAAUGCCAUGUGUCGUAGAAAAAGUUACAAUACCGAAGAACUUCCUGCUACCUCAGUCAUAAUUACUUUUCACAACGAAGCCAGAUCUACCUUAUUAAGAACUGUUGUUAGUGUCCUGAAUAGGAGUCCGGAACAUCUAAUUAAGGAAAUUAUUCUAGUAGAUGACUUCAGUGACAACCCAUCUGAUGGAGAAGAAUUGGCGAAAAUUCAAAAGGUUCGAGUUAUUCGAAAUGAGAAAAGAGAGGGAUUGAUGAGGUCGAGAGUUAAAGGUGCUGACGCUGCUACGGCAUCUGUAUUGACAUUUUUAGAUAGUCAUUGCGAGUGUAACGUGGAUUGGUUGGAACCUCUACUUGAACGAGUUAUGGAGGAUCCUACUAGAGUUGUUUGUCCUGUGAUAGAUGUUAUAAGUAUGGACACAUUUCAAUAUAUCGGUGCUUCCGCUGACUUACGUGGCGGUUUUGAUUGGAAUCUAGUCUUCAAAUGGGAAUAUUUGAGUUAUGCCGAGAGAGAAAAUAGACAGAGUGAUCCAACGCAGCCUAUAAGGACACCAAUGAUAGCCGGUGGACUAUUUGUUAUAAACAAAGAUUAUUUCGAAAAGCUAGGAAAGUACGACAUGAAAAUGGAUGUAUGGGGAGGAGAAAAUUUAGAAAUCUCAUUUAGAGUAUGGCAGUGCGGUGGAAGCUUGGAAAUCAUUCCAUGCAGUAGAGUUGGUCACGUAUUCCGAAAAAGACAUCCAUAUACUUUUCCAGGCGGUAGUGGUACCGUAUUUGCCAGAAACACGAGACGUGCCGCCGAAGUUUGGAUGGAUGAAUAUAAAAAUUAUUAUUACGCUUCAGUUCCUUUAGCCAAAAGUGUUUCAUAUGGAGAUAUCAGCGAUCGCCUAGAACUGAAAAGUAAACUUCAAUGUAAACCAUUUAAAUGGUAUUUGAAAAAUGUUUAUCCUGAAUUAGCGGUGCCUCAAGCCACUACCUCACAUGUCGGCCAAAUACGCCAAGGUGCCUUCUGUUUGGAUUCGAUGGGACACCAGCUAGAUGGUAUCGUAGCCUUGUACCAAUGCCAUCAUACUGGUGGUAAUCAAGAAUGGGGAUUAACUAACACAGGCCUUAUUAGACACCACGAUCUAUGUUUGACGCUGAUCAAUUUCAAUAAAGUAGGCUCCCAAGUAAUAAUGCGCAUAUGCGAUGGCUCAGAUGAACAGAAGUGGCAUCUCAUAUCACCGGAUGGCCUCCUCCGAAAUUCAAGAUAUCCGUUAUGCUUAGAUUCCCGAUAUACGGACGUAAGAGGCAUAACAGCAGAAAGAUGCAGUAGUAGUCUCGAAACACAAAGGUGGCAGCUGACAGAACGAGCUUAGGAUAAAAAUAAAUAAAUGAGUGAGAUUUUUGUAACAAACAAAUAAUCCUAUGUCCUUUGUUCAUUUUAAUAACAGAACAAAUGCGUCCAUUCCUGAAUUAUUCGAAAUUUAAAAUAAGUAUUAGGCAGAGAGCACUGAAUUUUGAUUUUUUUCAUUUAUCGUCGACAAAAUAUUACUGUAAAAGAAAUUCCAUAAAAUACUUUUACAUUAUCAACCUUUUUAUUUACCAUUUCGUUACCAAGUGCAACAUUGCCAAAUUGAUAUUUAUUUUAAAGUAUUUUCUAUUUGUAAGUAGGUAAUUGCUCAUAAAAUCAUAAUAUUGGCUUCUUAUAACACAUUAUCUGUACCACUGCUCUAUAAAUAUUUCUAGUUUUUUACCUCGUUUAGCAAAUAAAAAAAAAUCAUUAAAACUCCGCAAUCAGUUUCAACAUAUUCAACAACAUCAAUUUUGAAUGCUUACAGAAAAAUGACUUGAAAUUUGAUUUCUUUCAUGGUCUUUCCUAUUCCACUUAGUCCCAUGUGUUACCAUUAUAAAUCUCAGUGUAAUGGAUUAUGGAGCGUUUUGAGUAUGAGGUCAAUAAUAACAAAUGGCAAAACAAAAAAAUAGAGCAAAAUUUUUGAAUGUUCACAGUAAAUUUUCAUAAUUAUUAGGUAAUUUGAAGAACCCUCGACUUCUACUCAAAUAUUCCUUACCGCAUCGAAUAAAAUUUUCACGGUUUAUUACUUUGAGUUUCCAAAAUUUCGCUAAUUCUCUACACUUCAACUCACCUCUUGAUAUGGUUGGCAAAAUCGUUAGUCACGACAUCAUUGGUGACGUCGUAGUGACAUCAAAAGAUUAUUUCAAGCGCUGUGAACGCUUAGUGGAGCACACUCAAUGUAUAUGUUCACUGAUAAGAGAAAAUCGAUAACUGAUAGAUCACAUUACAUUACCACUGCCACCUUAAUGUUUUUGUGUACAUAUAUUGAAGCUAUUUUCGCCAUUUAGAGCUAGCUUCAUAGCUCCAAAAGUUAAAUUAACGUCAUGAUAUAUAUUAACUUCAAUCGCGCGACAUUCUAAAACAAGAAGAACUGGAGCUUCACCUCCCUAGAUACAGUAUCUAAACUCGUCAUUUUUGCCAGACCUAAUCUCCUCUUGUUCUUUCUAUGUGACAGUACUCCAGUUCAGAAGAAACUUUUUAAGAGAAUACAGAUGGGAAGGCAGCGCCAAUACAUUUCUAUUCCAGAUUCCUUCACGUUUUGGAACCAUUUCAGAUGGGUUUCAUACAUAAAACAUAGGACAGAUUUGGGCCAAUCAAAGAUGUUUGUGCUCUUAUUCUGGCGAUUAUAAAGAGUCUCUUCGAUUUCUGUUUGACCAGGAUUUUAGACUCUGUAAUUCUUGUCCAUUUCAUUAAGUUUUCUUCGGCAUUUCAAUGUCAUCUUUUAUUCGAUAACAAGGAAGCUCCUUGGUCCAAAGGUUGCUUGAUUAUUAGACUUAAUCGAGGUGUCACUUUACUUUCCAGGUUAAUUUCCACACAUAGUGCAAUUCCAAAUAUUUCUGCCUGGAAGAAUCGUAGUAGAAUAUUAAUGAUGAAGAGCAGUUGGUACUAGCCAUACAUACUCCACCAUCAGCUCCUGUGAUUGUUUUUGAUAUACCAUCUAAUGGUAUUCAUUGUGAAAGUCUAGAUGUUUCAUUUUGUUCCUAAUAUUUCCAAAUUAAUACAUAUUUAAAGUUCAGCUAGAUUUACAGAGCUAAUAAUUAAAGAAAAACCACCAUACACUUCCUAAUGAAGUGAACCAUACAAAUGUAUAACAAAUAUAAAAUAAUAUUCUAACGAUUGUGCGCAUUCAUUUUCAGAUACAAUAAAAUAAAAAUAUUAAAUAAUAUAAUUGCUCUAGAGACCUUAUGUUAAGUCUUUUAUGUUUUAUCUUUAAUUUUAUUUUUUAUUAUUUCAUUUGUUGUAUAAAAUCAGCUUCAAACUUUUAUUUCUUCUGGCAAAUUUGGUCUCGUAAUUAAAAUAAUUAGCUAGAUAAUUCAUUAAGUGGUGUCAUUUUACAAAACGGUAUUAAAUUAGAAUUUCUCACGUUACUGGAUAUAGUUAUGAAAUACUAAGAGGAAAAUAUUUGAUCUACAUGCAAAUUUGAUUAGCUACUCUAUGUGAAAAUAUUCUAUUCAGUUUUUUCAAUUGAAUCUACAUAAUAAUAAGUCAUUCAAAAAUCUAGCAUAACUGCAAAUACUUCUCUUUACAUUUAGCGAAUCGGAUCACUUUUUCUUUGAGGUUCAGCAAAUCAUACAGUCAUACCAAACUGUUACAUAAUGUUAUUUUUAUUGAUAAAAACGUAAGAAGUAACAAUCAGCUAUGAAAUAAACAUUUGAAAACUUGAAUCAUACAUUAAAUUAUCUUUUAAAGACUUGAAAAAAAUAUCCGAAUUGCCCCAAUUUUCGGAGUGAAUCAGGUCGCACACAACAUGUAAAUUUUCUUAAUAGUAUAGCUUUGGAAUCAGUAAACAAUUAAUAAUGAGAUCAAUUUUAAUUAUCGGCACAUGAUUCACAUAUAUAUGGUCCUUAACACCUCCCCCUCCCUGGCUUUCGGCAUAUUUUUCAUGGCAUUGCACUGAAUUCAAUACUCUGAUGGUGGAUGUAAGAAUAUUUCGGAGUAGUAAAUGAAGUGUCACUCUCUCUGUUAUGCAGAUUAAUUUUUAUCGCAGGCUUUACUUUAUUCUUUUUUUUUUUCGUAGUACGUAGUAUUUUCAUUACCGUCAAUCUUUUCCUAAUUUUACUUGGUUUCAUUGUCUACCUCAAAUUUCUUCAGGACAAGUUUUAAAACUUUACGAAUUCUUUUAGAAACGAUUGGUGAUUUUAAAGGUGAUGAAAAAUUUAUUUAAUCAUUUCUGUUCAGUUGGGAGGCUGGGAUUCGUCAGAUUGUGGCAAACUUGUGGAUUGUACUACAUUAUCAAGAAGUUUUGAAUUUGUGGCUUGUACUGGUACCCUUAUUUUUGACUGCACUUGUUCCGCACUUGAGGUUUGGUCUUGUGGCUGUUGGGAACUCGUGGAUUGGGUUUGGAUCAUUUGAUACUAUUUCUGUUUUACUUAUGAACUAUUAAUGUUUAUCACUGCCAUCGCUUUAUUCUUCAUCUGCUGUAUUUCUGUAACUGCACAGGUGGAACACCAGGCAUUGUUAGAUUGUUCAAAUGACACUAUAUCAGCUACUGGUUACGUAUUUGUGACUAACUUGUAGCUGCAUUGGAAGCCAAUUGAAAAAGUGCUCCGAAAGAUUUUGAUGUGAAGUACAAGUUCUGGUGUGAGACACGUACUCAUCCAAAAUUAUAACUACUUUUUCUGGGGUCCGAAAGCGAUUGAAAUGUUGUAGCUACAACUUAAAAGCUUCUUCGUACCAUGUGGCAUAUCUAGGAAAAAAUCGUCACGUUUACGCACACAUUUAAAGAGAACAUAUGGAGGUAUGUACCAUCCUGUUGCAUUCAAACAGGCUACAACGGUUAGAUUUUCACCUCAUGAAACAAUGGUCAUGCUGACAACAUCUGUAGCAUCUUUUUGGACUAUAAUGUUGGGUGGGUGGUUACUAAGGGGCAUCCUCGUUUCAUCAACAUUGUAUACUUAUUUAGGUUUUCUCUUAAAUUGCUAUCAUCUAUUACUGUUUCCAAAAUAUUAAAGAAUUCUGCCACUUUUCCUUCUCCAUACCAUCAAUCCUUCUUCAUACCUUUUUUAUUUCUUUGCAUCAAGCGAUGACACCUCUCUUGGCGAGCCAUUCCAGCACUUCUGUCCAAUCUAUGUUUUUUAUGUUUUUACGUUGUGCAAACUCAAACGCGUACGCACUGCUUUAGGUGUAAUUCCGAAGCCAAACGCAAUAGCCGGUCAGAUAACUUCUGCGUUUCUGGAUAAAGUAACUCUUCUCUGCAAGCUCGUGAACGGUUCUGCAAACGUCUCAACAGCUUUACGUAAGGUUAACUCAAACAUAUAAGUAAUAAAUCAGUUUAAAAGUGUGAUCCAAUUCACCACUGACGAUAUGAUCCGAUUAGACCCAAAUCAAGACCUUUGAAAUGAAUAUUUUAGACGUUAACCUCUAAGAUCAUACUUAUUUCGAACAUAUUUCUUAUUUUGAUCUGAUUCGCCCUGUGAUCCGAUUCGCCUCGGUCUACCAAAAUCUCUUUUUCCUUAUACUUUCAUACCUACAAAGUAUUCAAUUUAUCUUUGAAACCUAGUAAUGAAUAAAAGUCUUUUACGUGCCAAAAUUUCAGGUCUUCCAGUUUAAAAUAAAAUUGUAUUUGUAUAUUUUCGACGAGCUAGUAUCUAAUAUUUAAAAACAUUCUAUAAAUAUUUUGCCAAGAAAUUUUGAAGUAAGUUUUUCCACAACUUUCAUUCAUUAUAUUCUUUAUCCGAAGCACUCCAUAUUAGAUUUUUUUAUAGCUCAAAAUCCAGUAAAAAUCGUUCUAAUUUGAUAGAGGUGUCAAAAAAUGACACCUAAUUUUUCAUAUCUCUGUAACUAUAGUAGUUAUAUUAAUUUUCAUUGUAUAUAUGUAUAUGUUGCGUAAGAGAAUAUAUUUUUUGUUACUUAGGAUAGAAAAAUAUAGAAUUUAUGUUGAAUGUAGUUAGUAAAUUUGAUAUACAUUGUGUCCAAUGGAUGAUAAAAAAUUAAAUUUAUAAUAUAAAGAGAUAUUGGCAUCACGCCAAUAUAUCCAUCUAUAACGUGUUGGUAAUGCUCACUACUACAUUGUCUGGCUCUUCCUUCCUUCCAUAGAUCGCUGUUUCAUAUCCAGCUCUAACGACCCAACAAUGUAAUUGUGUAAUUGUGGUGGUAGUGUGUAUUUAAUAUGAUAAUUACCAACGAUUCAAGAAAUUACUGCUGUUCUCUAGCUACAAUUCUGCAAACUAGCGCUCCAGAUCACAUGAUUCAAAUAUUCCACGUCUUUCAAUGGACACACUGUAUAUAUUAAGUAUGUAAACCUUGUGUAGUAUAUCUCACGUCUAUUUAUAUGAAUUGAUUAAAAUAAAUCAAAUUAGGUGUGACGUACUUAACGAAAAUCAAAUUUGUUGAAAAUUAUAAAAAUUUAUAUAAAAGAAACGUUUGUGUUUCAAAAUAAACGCAUAUGAAAAGUGGGUGCAUUUUUUAUAUAAUUCUACUUCAGGGUGAUUAUGAGAUAGACUUGUUAUUUAAACAAAACAAUUUAAUGGAGGAAAGAGAAAAACAAGAUAUUCAAAUCAAGCCAACUCUUUUCUCUAAAUAUGCGUAGAAGUUCUAUUAAAAAAAAUAAAUUUGUACGAAAAUUAAUUGUAACUGUGUUUUCUGUAAUAUUUGCAUAUAAAAAUUGUAUUCUCUUUAUAACCUGAAAAGAAAGUAUUGAUCAUUGUUUGUAACGUUUUUGUGAAUUUAUUUCUAUUUCCUAAACUUUUUGAAACAUUGGAAACAUAAAAACUAAAAACAAUUGGAAUUCGAAAACUCGGAAAAUAUAUUGAAAUUACUACUUUGGUGUUUCAUUGCCACGUUCCCAAUAAGAAAACGCUGCUUAAACUUGAUUAAUUUGAAUAUUUUUCUUUAAUUUUGGAAAAAAAUGAUACACUUCAAGAAUAUAUAAGUGUAAGAUCAAUAGCUACGAGUAAUUUUUCAGUACAAAUAAUUUUUUGAUUACAACGAAAUUCUCGUUUGAGGCUCGAUCUCUAUUAUAAAAUUCCGGUAUGCUAUAACAUAUACAAGGGGCUUCGGAGAAUAGAAUGUAUCGUACCAGGUACAAAAUACAAUGUCCGAAUGUUAAUAUAGAAUUCGGCGGGGACGGACGGUCGGCUUAUAAAACUUGUGACCCUGAUAAUUGUAAAAAUUUCACCUCUCAAAUGAAGUUGAAUCUGAGAGUGAAAUAUCAGAUUCCGAUAUCGACAUUGAUGAAGAUGUAAAUUCUAGACGAUUUUUCUAUAUUUUCUAUAAAACAUUAUAUAAUCAGAAAAAAAUUUAAUAUGUAUUGAUUUUUCCAUAUUGCAAACAAAUAAUUAAGAAAAAAUUUUUUCCAAAAUUUCAAGUGUAAUGAAAGUAAUUAUAUGAAUGAUUCAAUAAAAAUUGAUAAUUUUGGCAUCUAUAGGAUUAUAACUAUAGGACUAUAAACUUGAUUGCCUUAAAAAAACGACUUGAUAGAUUUACGAAUUUUUUCAGAGAAAACGAUAGCUUUUACAAAAAAGGGACUUUUUAUAUUGAGUAAAAACAACCCUAUAACGUGGUAUUUUUUAUUUUCUUAUAUCUUCAUUACAGACUGAAAUAAAGGGAAAUUCCAAAUGAUUUUCGAAUUUUUUGUCACUUUCGAUAGACCUCUGAAGUUUUUUUAAAAUCAAUUAGUAUACUUUGAAGUACUUGUUGGAAAAAUCAACCUUUUUGCUUAUAACUUAUUCAUUUGGUGAAAAAUCGCCUCCACAGACUAAGCUACGUUUCAUGAACGGCUUUUCGAAAUCAUUGUGUCAAUAAUGGAACUGCUGAUAGUAGUAACUAUAAAACCUGAGAUUGAAGUUUGUACUGAUGAUACUUUUGAUAAUGCAGAGGAAAUAGCACAAUAAUUAUGAUUUUGUUUAUUAGCAAAAACAGAAUCGUUAUUCAUGCGAAACCAAUUUUCUUCGUCAUUUUGUCUUUUCAUCAUUUUAUUUGGUCAGUUUCGGCAAAUUUUGUGGUACUAAAGAGGAAAAAAAAUAUACUUUUAAAUAUUUUCUCGUACAGCACAUACAUAGAUAAUAUAAUAUCUUAAUCGCCAAAAAAUUAAUAUAGACUUUCAUUCCAGUGCUUGGCUGAAGUUUUUUUAUUUUCAGUUGUGAUUUUAAGAACAGGUUCGAUCCAACCCAUAGGAAAUUAGAGCAGGAAUUUUAUAAUUUUGAGGCUCUUAUUUAUUUUCAAAUGUUCAAUUCAGAACUUUAAUUAUAACUUUUGUAGCAGUGUUCAAUACUUUCUUUUAAAUAUUUUUGUAUGAAAUUAACUGAAGAUGUUUUAAUGUUCAAUGACUUAUGAAAUGCAAUUGAAAAUAGACACAAACACUAAAAUUGCCUGAUUUUACAACAAUAUACACGGAAAACAUACCACACUUUAAGAUAUUUAUAUUUUGUCCAAAUACUACAAUUGUCAAAAUUGUAAACCAAAUGUAAAAGUUAGUUAUCAAAAUGUGAUGAUUAUAUUUGAUAUUAUUCCAAAAACGUGAAAAUAAAACUUAUAAUAAUCACAAAUAACGACAACAGAAUAUUGUGUUUCAUAUAGUUUCAUUUUAAUAAAAAGUUUAGUAAAAUAUAUGUGUAAGUUUGAUAUGGGUCCUAAAAAGCGGUACUGGUAUGAAACUCACUACUAAAAUGUGAAAACCGAAUAAUCAUCAAAAAAAUGCGUGUAUCGAGCGCAAAGAUUAUAUAGGAAGUGCACAUUUGCAGAUGUUAAGACGGUAUCUUCAAUCCCUGUAUUUAGCUUGAAAUGUUUAUUUCCUCCGUAGUUGGGCUGUCUUUUUAUUCGCUUUUGCGACCGUUUAUCUAAUGUGUUCAAAAAAGUUAAAGUUUUUUGUUAUGAUAACUCCUAGGUAUUUGAUUUUUAUCUUAGCCACGACUCUUUGUCCUUCGACCACCAUCUUGAAAGGACCGUUUGUUUUUGGGGUCCUUUCACCACUAGCAUUUUCGUUCUUGGCGAAGCUAUUUUGAGUCCGUUAGUUGUAAUCCAACGGACCGCGAGAGCUGCAGUAUUCUCUGUUCUGUUUCUGACCUCAAUUUCUUUGUUACCCUCAAUAAGAGGACGUCCGCCUAGGCCAUGGAGGCUACCUUAGGGCCGUAGUCCAACUCUACGAUAUCAUUAUAUAUUAUGUUCCACAGGACUGGUCCGAGGACCGAGCCCUGCGGAACACCCAUUGAACAAAUGAUGCCGGAAGUCAUCCUCCGGCCGCUCAAGUAACUCUGUAUGUAUUUCGUUAAGUAUGGGCUUAUUCCUUUAUCAUUUAGGGCCUUGACAAUUCUAUACCAUUUAGCGGUAUUGAAAGCAUUUUUUAUGUCUAUAGCCACAAAUACACCCCAUUUGUGGCUAGUAUUUUUUACAGUUUCGUGCAAAUCCUUUAUUGUCGACACCUAACCAUUCUUUUCGUUUUGUCUUGAUGAUAAUAAAUAUUCAAAAAUUCUUAUGUUUGCCCAUCUCUAGGACUCCCUUCGACAGAUCAAAUUUUCUUGUGCGCUCGUCGAAUGAUCUUUCGGAUUCAACACAGGUAGUGUGCGUUAGAUCCACGAAAUGUUUGCUAAAUGUGCCUGUGCGCUCGACACACGUGUGCUCCUUGCACACCAUCCACAAAAAAAUCGUUUUAUGUUCAAAUUGUCUCUGUAAAAUUAUCAGCUACUAUGUUUAAUUAUAAAAAAUCGCUGGAAAAAAGUUAUUGUGAUAUUUAUGUAUUAUAUCAUUCGAACUUUAUUAAAGUAAACCAGUAA